Molecule: messenger RNA, 1977 nt
Organism: Helianthus annuus (common sunflower)
Lineage: Eukaryota; Viridiplantae; Streptophyta; Magnoliopsida; Asterales; Asteraceae
Product: la-related protein 6B
Exons: 10
Coding region: 219-1763 (514 amino acids)
Biological process (GO): RNA processing
Cellular component (GO): nucleus
Molecular function (GO): mRNA binding
Source: RefSeq, a predicted model, not a curated record
UAUUACUUUUGGUAGCAAAAUAAAUACACAAAAAUCCCCAUUGAAAGGGCAGGGAAAGAAGCCUUUGUAGUGUCUCUAUCUACACAGGUAGUAUAGCAGCAUAGUAGAGGGAGGGGGAUCUUGCUCUUGCUCACUUCAUCUUCCCCAUACAAACCCUAGUUUUCACAGAGCAGAUCCCCUUGUACACAACCUAUACAUACAAAUCCCCCAAUAAUACUAUGGCUCAGGAACCCUCCUCAUCCUCAUCCUCAUCUCAAACCCUAGAAUCACCUAUUUCUACUUCAAUUUCAACUGAUAACAACAAUCAAUCUCUCAUACGUAACGUUUCAUUCAGCCGAUUGAACGCCAAAGCGCCGGAGUUCGUCCCUCGCACCACCACCGCCGCCGCCUCCUCCUCCGCCGUUUCCGCUGCCGUGACGUCAUCUACUUCCGAUCUAUCUCAGCCGCGGCUCGUGAUAUCGCCUCCGCCGACGUCUCCGGGGAUAAUUCAUGUAUAUCCGUCUCCUAAUUCUCCGUUUCAUGCUCCGAUCCCGACGCAUGUGCCGGUGACUGUUCCGGUGCCGGUGCAGAGUCAUCACGGUCAUCAUCAUCAUCAUCCGCAUCAUCAUGUGGCGAUUCAGUAUCAUCAUCACCAGCAGCAUAAUCAUACUCAUCAGCGGCAGUUUAAUGGUGGUGGCACAGGGUAUCUGGAUCAGAAGGAUGUUUCGGUUUCGCAGCGGGCGGUUCAUGGAGAUCUGGAGGUGAAAGAUGGGCUAACUGAUGAAGCUACUCAGAAGAUUGUUAAUCAGGUGGAGUAUUAUUUUAGUGAUAUAAAUUUGGCAACUACUGAUCACUUGAUGAGGUUCAUCAACAAAGAUCCUGAAGGAUAUGUGCCAAUAUCUGUGGUUGUAGCUUUCAAGAAGAUCAAAGCUCUUGUUAGCAGUAAUGCACAGCUUGCUAGCAUACUUCGGAAUUCCGGAAAGCUGGUGGUCAGUGAAGAUGGGAAAAAAGUCAAACGUCUACAUCCUCUAACUGAACCAGAUAUGGAAGAGUUGCAAUCACGCAUAAUUGUUGCUGAAAAUUUACCUGAUGACCACUGUCAUCAGAACCUAAUGAAGAUUUUUUCGGCUGUUGGAAGUGUAAAGACGAUUCGUACAUGUCAGCCACAAGCUUCCAAUGGUGGGGCCACUUCAGCAUCAAGAGCAGCAAAAGCCGAUGGUAUCCUUUUCAGUAACAAGUUACAUGCUUUUGUGGAAUAUGAAACCAUUGAGUCUGCUGAAAAAGCAGCUUUGGAGCUCAACAAAGAGGGUAACUGGAGACACGGUUUGAGAGUUCGUUUACUGAGACGCCCUUCUCAGGCAAAACCAGCUCAAACACGUGGAAAGAAAGCAGGGCAGGAAGAUGAUGCGGUCCCUAAGGAAGAUGACACAUCUACAUCAGAGCAACAUUCAGUGAAUGAGAAACAUGUAGAUGACACUUGUCAGCAAUCUGAUGUCCAGUCACAUGAACAUGUACAGGUGGAAGAUCACCCAAAUGACAAGGAGGGCGGGCACAAGAAAGGGCGUAACCGUGGCAGAGGCAAAGGACGUGGCCGACCUCAAUACAACCAUCACAACAAUCGUGGGACCCACAUGGUCACCCCACCUUCAGCUAAUCAUGUUAACGCUGAGCAUCCGGUUAUUGGGAAACAACCUCCUGGGCCCCGCAUGCCAGACGGGACACGGGGGUUCUCAUUGGGACGGGGGAAGCCUGUGGGUGUUCCCGUUGAUAGUAGCGUAUCAUAAAGAGGCAAUUAAAGUGAUUGUGGGAUGGGAUGAGAUAUGAGAUGAGACGAGAUGGAAUAAUCUGUGGCGGGUCUUGGGAGUAGGAGAUUAUUUUCCCUUUUUACUGGUUUGAGUGUUGUGUAUUUUAAAAGUAAAGAUAUGAUGGAUGAUAUGGGUCGAAACAGAAUGUGGGUUUUUUGAUAUACUGUUUUUAGAGGUUAAUUCCCCUUGUGUU